CAUUUGAAAUUUUCAUUUUACAUUUAUGUACUUAUCAGUAUUAAAGUCACAUUCCGUUUUUACCGUACAAUAAAAGUCGAAGUAAGAAAUUGUCAUAAAAAAAAAAAUUGUGCCCCGAUGGACACUGGAAACCAUACAAUAGAACUUAUUCAUCAGGAUAUUGUAAAAAAUCAACUUCAAGUCACGGCUUUAAUACAGGAUAUUCAACAAUGUACUGGUCCUUUAGAAUUGCUUAAUGAAUUAAAUGCAGAAGGCAGAGCAAAAAUAGCAAUUUUAAAAUCAUCUAUAGAUAAAUUAGCAUCCAUAGCAGAGAGAGAACUUUCAGAAAAAAAAAAAAUAGAAUUAUUAACUGAAGUAGAUGUUUAUAAACAACAACUUAACACUUCUUUAGCUGCAUUUCGUAAAGCUAAUGUUGUUAGUAUCUGUGUAAUAGAUAAACUUGCUAAAGAAGAACUACUUUCUAUACCUGAAGAGCAACAAUCUGCUAUUCGUAGAAGACAUGACAAGAAAAGUUUAGCAAAUACAUCGAAUCAACUCUCUGACAAACUUUUAAGUAUAUCUAGACACUUAGCUGAAACAACUCAAAAAAGUGCAGAUACAUUAGAUACAUUAAUUAUAUCAUCAGAUAAAGUUACCAGUACUAAAGAUGAAUUAGAACAUCAACAACAAGCUAUAGUUCAAUCUGGAAAACUUUUAGAUAUUCGUUAAUUUUUAAAUUGAAGAAAUUGAAAUUAACAAAAUGAAAAUUUUAUUUUUAUUUUUAUUGUUUAUCAUCACUGGAUAUGCAGCUCCUUGGUUUGAAAUUCUUUUUGGCAAACAACAAGAUUAUACUUAUCAACCAUUGAGUUACAAAAAUCAACAAUCAAGACGACAACAAGGAAAAAGAGGAGGAGAAAGAUGGAAAGAAAUUUGUAGAACAAUAAAUCCUGAUCCUUAUGCUUUUCCGGGUCGAAUACCUUAUCCUUCUGUACCAAUUUGUCCUUAAAUAAUUAAAUUAUUUAAUAAUUAUUUAAAUAUGCGUUAAAAAUAUGAAUUUAUUGUAACAAUAUCAGAGAAUACACAAAGAUAUUCACUGGUUAUGAGUAUUUCAGUCAGUAUAUAAGUUUACUAUGUAAUCAAUAACAUAAAAGUACGCAGUCAUAUAUAUAUAUAUCUAUCAGUAUAAAUUAUGUAUGAAGAGAUAAAUUUGUUAAUGAUGUCUUUGUACAUUAAUAUAAUACGUUUUCCUUUGUAUUAUGUCCACUUAAUUAAUCGUUGUUAUUAUAUUAUUUAAAGC
Molecule: messenger RNA, 1276 nt
Organism: Apis florea (little honeybee)
Lineage: Eukaryota; Metazoa; Arthropoda; Insecta; Hymenoptera; Apidae
Gene: Sec20
Product: vesicle transport protein Sec20
Biological process (GO): retrograde vesicle-mediated transport, Golgi to endoplasmic reticulum
Cellular component (GO): SNARE complex; endoplasmic reticulum
Molecular function (GO): SNAP receptor activity
Source: RefSeq, a predicted model, not a curated record